AGAGAAGAAGAUUUCCCGCAGCAGCGCCCUGAAGGUGCUGGACCACGCCAUGAUCGGCCCCGAGGGCACCGACAACUGCCACAAGUUCGUGGACAUCCUGGGGCUCAGGACCAUCUUCCCGCUCUUCAUGAAGUCGCCCAAAAAGAUCAAGAAAGUGGGGACCACGGAGAAGGAGCACGAAGAGCACGUCUGCUCCAUCCUGGCCUCCCUUCUGCGAAACCUGCGAGGGCAGCAGAGGACGCGGCUGCUGAACAAGUUCACGGAGAACGACAGCGAGAAGGUUGAUAGGCUGAUGGAGCUGUAUUUUAAGUACCUGGAUGCAAUGCAGGCAGCUGAUAAGAAGAUUGACGGGGAGAAACAC
This is a messenger RNA of Mesitornis unicolor (brown roatelo), 361 nucleotides long. Its product is annotated as beta-catenin-like protein 1. Gene Ontology annotation, cellular component: spliceosomal complex. The record is from RefSeq and is a predicted model, not a curated record. The transcript is spliced from 3 exons. The annotation marks the transcript as partial. NCBI's taxonomy places the organism in Eukaryota, Metazoa, Chordata, Aves, Mesitornithiformes, Mesitornithidae.